AUAAAAUUGUUACAUCAGAAUAAAAAAGAGGGGGUUUGAUAAUAAAUUCAUUUGGCACCAUCCAUCAAAUAAACUCUUUCAUAUUUUAUCUUCUCAAUCGAAGCCUUAAAUUUAUUUCCCAAUAAGUUCUAUACACUGAUCAAACUCAAUUAUAUAUAUUGUAUGUCGCAAAGCUCAAUAUCACCGGCGAUCCCAUCCCGGAGAAAAAAACUGCCGUAUCCGCCACCAUCGCCUCGACGUAGGACGAAAAACAAGUCAAAGUUCGUCACGACCUUGAAGCGAUGCUCAUCAGCGCCUCUGCUUUCACAAGGAGAUAAUCAUGAAGAAGAUGUUGAUCUCGUUGGCCAUAACUAUUCUUUCGGAAUCGGAGGGACACUUUUCCGACCUCAAACGUUUUCAAAUGCCUUUGUAUCUUCCCCUUCUCUCUUUGCUUCCUCUCCAAAGAUUUUCUCUAAUGAGAUGAAAAGGUACUACGACAAGGAAGCUAAGGUGGUGGUUAAUGUGACGGUUGAAGGAAGUUCAGGACCAAUUCGAACCAUGGUCAAACUGGGGUCCACAGUGGAGGAUGUAAUAACACAUGUGGUAGAUAAAUAUAGGGAAGAAGGCAGAAGCCCUAUUAUCGAAUCUAAUUUGGCAUCUUCAUUUCAAUUGCAUCUUUCCUAUUUCAGUCUCCAAGGUUUGGAUAAAUCAGAAGUAAUUGGUGAUCUAAGUAGUAGAAGUUUGUAUCUACGGAAGAGUAAUGGUGAAUCUACAUUGAAUUCGUUUCGUUCGGAAAGCAAUCACAAUUUAGCCAAACAUAACUUUGUUUCAUUGUCUUCAAAUCCUCCAGGGGUAGUCCCGUCUUUCAUUGCGAGAAAAAUUAACAAAAUUCUAAGAAGAGCACAUAGACUUUGGAACAUUGUUGUUUGCUCGCAAUGAUAGCGAACCAAGUAUAUAUCCUGCAACAUUAUGGGGUGCUGCGCCCUCGUGACACACAAAAGCGACCAUUUUUUAUUUUUUAUUUGUUGCCUUUCAAUUCUUCUCUACCUGAUUUAUUGAUUUGCAUGUAAGUUUACACAAUUUUUCCAAUUAAAUGAUACUCUAAUAGGUAGAGAUACAUAUUUAAGAUAAGAUAAAUGUUAGCAAAUGUUCUAAAAGUCAACUACAAUACACAUAUGAUUGAAUAUUUCAUUCACAUAUGCUGUGAUUUGAAUUCGAGUUUGUAGUAUGCAAUUGUUAGAUUAUACAUACAUAAAUGCUUUGUCAAAAUAAAGUUGUAUAUAAAUUUUAUUGUAAAUUAUAAAUAAAUAAAGGUUAAAUACCA
Molecule: messenger RNA, 1303 nt
Organism: Cicer arietinum (chickpea)
Lineage: Eukaryota; Viridiplantae; Streptophyta; Magnoliopsida; Fabales; Fabaceae
Source: RefSeq, a predicted model, not a curated record